ACCAACCUUCCAUUCCGGCCAUCCGAUCGAUCUGGCGGCGCGAGCACACUAGCUAUAGCUGCCCCCAUUCCCGAAUCCCUACGCCCGCCGUAUAGCAAGCACUCACCGGCGCCGCCUCCGUCUCUACAGGUUCGCCGGGGCGCUAGCUAGCUAGGGACCUCGAGUUCCUGGUCCUGCACUCCUGCUUCCUCUUCCUUCUCGCCGCGUCGAUCGAUCCCCUCCUGAAGCGAAGCAUGGCCUCAGGCUCCAGCUCCCGUGCCCGCGGAUCCGGCGCCCGAGGCAGCAGCUCCCGAGCCCGUGCCGCUCAAGCUCCUUCGGCUGAUGACGCCCUCCUCGUCCCCCAGCUCAACCCCAUGUUCGUGGCUAUGCCGGCCGCGGAUCUCGUGGCCUACCUGAACCAGCACCGCCGCACGGACAACUUCGUCGACGCGGCGCUCGUGUUCGCCUCGCGCGAGCGCAGGCUCACCGAGGCCGAGGAGCGCAUCGACAGCCUGCUGCACGAGAUCAGGGCGCGCGAUCACAGCGCCCUCGAGGCGGAGGACAAGAUCCGCCGCGCCGCCGAGACGGAGGCGGCGCUGCGGGCCAAGAUCCGCACGCUGCAGCUUGGUGCCGCCGCCCUCAUCUCGUCCGGCAUCAGCGGGGGCGGCGGCGGCGGCGGCCUCGCGCAACAGGCUGCAGCUGCAGGUCAUGGUCGCGAGGAGCCUGUGCCUCAAGACUUCAUCACGGCCAGUGAUGAUAGCGUGGGCUUUGAUGACGCCACCGGCGUCGUCCAGACUACGGUCGCCCAGGGAGAGGUCGGCGACGACGUGCCUAUGAAGAUGAGGCAUGGGGCGCUGAACCGCGCCGCGCCGCACCACCUCGCUGCUGCUCCGGUGCCUAGUGCCGCCGCCGCCGCCCUGAUCUCGUCCGGUAUCAGCGGGCGCGGCCUCACGCAGGAGGCUGCAGGUCUUGGUCGCGAGCCUGUGCCUCAAGACUUCAUCACGGCCAGUGAUGACGGCGUGGGCUCUGAUGCCGCCACCGGCGUCCAGACCAUGUUCGCCCAGCGAAAGGUCGGCGACGACGUGCCUAUGAAGAUGAUGCAUGGGGCGCUGAGUCGCGCCGCGCCUCACCUCGUUGCUGCUCCGCUGCCACGCGCUCCGCCGCACCUCGCUGCUGCUCCGCUGCCACGCGCUCCGCCGCACCUCGUUGCUGCUCCGCUGCCGGACACGCUGAUUGAUGACGAUAAGAGGGCAGCGGAGCAAGUCGCCGCAAACAUUGCCAGCAAGUACGAGGUGGCUCAGGGAGACCACAAGGUUUCAGAAGAUGUCCUCAGAGCAAGCACCACUGCUCCGGCUGUCCCUGAUCGUCCUGAUGAGAGCCCUGAAGCUGAAGACGGUGGAAGCAACCGUGCUGCUUCUGAAGCCGGGCCAAGGCUGAAGCGGAAGCGCCAAGCUCGACCCAACAAGAGAUUCGCUGGCCCCGAGUGGGAUGUGUAGCUAUAAGCCUACUGUGUGUACUGUGUUGGAGUGAACGCAGAUUUUCUUUCCUUCAAGGGCACGUGCCCUUGCAAUAUGGACUAUAGGAUUUGCAUUGAGAUUGGUGUCCAGCAAAUGAGCUCUCUCCUGCUGGGCACGUCACGAGUCUCAGAACGAAUCUUGUGGUUCAUAUUACGAAGGCACAUGCCCUUAGCAAAUUUUACUUUAUCGGAGUCUGUCGAAGAAUAAAAACUCAAACUCAGUUUAAUUUUAAUAGAAAUUCUGUAGGGGCGGGAGCCCCCUCUAGUUUUAUUAAA
Molecule: messenger RNA, 1771 nt
Organism: Sorghum bicolor (sorghum)
Lineage: Eukaryota; Viridiplantae; Streptophyta; Magnoliopsida; Poales; Poaceae
Exons: 2
Coding region: 234-1475 (413 amino acids)
Source: RefSeq, a predicted model, not a curated record